CUAUACUCCAUUCAUUGGGGAUUGGGAGGGAGUUCAAUUUGCUUUCGUUGCUCCGUACGUACCCGUUGCGUACGACAAUCUUUCUUUGUCUCCUCGUGGAAAUCAAGUUUGCAAACCGAGGGUCUUCACAGAAACAACCUCUCCAUUCCUUGCGGUAGAAGAAAGAUCUACAUACAUUCUACCCCAUAGAGGCUACUUCCAAGUGGGAUAUAAAAUUGGUUCAUUUGGUUUGGUUUGGUUAGGUUAAUGAAUAAUUAGUUCUCCUUUCAUAUGUCUUUGUCUUUAUCCGUCUUAAAAAACAAAUUACCAUCUUUUUCCUGCAUUGAAUCUUUUUAGAAUACAUGCAUACAGAUAUAUGUUUGUGUGUGUAUCAUAUUUGGCUAGUUUCCUUUGCUGCUUAAUUCUUCAUUGUUUUUGGUAACCAAUUGUUUUUUCUAGUUCAAGUCGUGAUUUUCUUGUCUUGUGAGCUUUCAACUAUUGUCUUUUAAUCAAAUUUAAGGUAACUUUAAAGAAAAAGAAAGCUAGAUUUGAUCAUCUAGGGUUCCGGGAGGUGCACAUUAAUCAUCACAAUAUUGACAAUGAGUAGUAAAUAUGGAAAAUCUGGCACUGCGAAUUGGAUAUGUGGAACCCCCAAAUUUAUCUCCAAAAGAGUCCUUAAGGAGAGAAGGGAGGUUCCAACAUAUAUGGAGGAGACAUGGUCCAAGUCUAGCCUAUGUGGGACUCUUAACACGCCCCCUCCAAUGGAGGCUAGGCAGGCAUAGAUUGGCCCAGAGUGUUGAGAGGGGGCUAGGCGAGUACAGAUUCUACCUGGGGUACAAUCCCUAAAGUGGUAGACCUUGGCUCUGAUACCAUGUGGGAAUAUAUGGAACCCUCAGAUUAACCUCCAAAAGAGCCCUGAAGGAGAGAAGGGACGUUGCAACAUAUGUGGAGGACAAAUGGUCCAAGUCUAGCCGAUUUGGGAUUAUAACAGGGUAUAUAGCUGAAAAAAUGGAUCUUCAAAAAAUUGUAUGCAUUCUCUGUUUUAGCUAAACACAUUGCUUUGUUUUCUUGACUUCUAUCAUAACCGACCAGCUUCUCUUUUCCUCAAUAUAAGCGACUGAUUAUUGAUUGACUUACGAUUUGAAGUACAUUGCUGUAGAAAAAUGGUAAUAAUUGGGGCUUAAGAGCUUUUAUCUGUGUGUGUUGACUUGGCUCCAAGGGACUCCUUAUCAAUCAUUUGGAAGAAGUGUAGCUGAUUUUAUGAAUGGGAAAAAAUGGACAUACACCGCCUUAUGUGUUCAACGAUCUGGUGAAAAGCAGCUGAAUAAUAUGGGUGCUUCGGGAACAAUGUCGUCGUCUAUUCCAGUUAUUCCUGCUCUGGAAGGGAAGUAUCAAAAAUUGGCAGAUUCAUUUCCUGUUAUCUCAGAAAAGGAGCUAUCAAAUACUCUACUCCCUGAUCGAAAUCAAAUGGUUUCUGAUUCUGGGUUGCAAAAUUCUCCUUUAGUUUCUAGGCCUUCAAGUGAUAUCGUGCCAAUCCAAGUGAACCAAACGUCUCAUUUUGUAAAUGCACAAUCAGCAUCGUUAGUUGGUUACACCGGUCAAAACAAUGCUAUGUCGUGGAGUGCAGAAUCACUUCAGGAUAUCUUGGAUUUCCCUGAAAAUGUCACUGGCGGGAAUUCUCAGAUCGAGACUCAUAAUUCUUUGAUGCCAUCUGGCGAUAAUGGUAGGGGAACUGACUGGCAGAAAUGGGCGGAUCAAUUAAUGAGUGUUGAAGACAACAUGGACUCAAAUUGGAGCGAAAUCCUGGCUGAUGUUGAUGUGCCAACCCUGGAACCAAAGCAAAUACAAACUGUUUCUCGCCCUCCUGUGCCAACAACUAUAGAAGCAUAUCCUGUCAGUAGCCCAUCAUCUACCGGAGCCUCAAUCAAACCUCGCAUGCGUUGGACACCAGAACUCCAUGAAUCCUUUGUUGAAGCCGUCAACCAGCUCGGUGGUAGUGAACGAGCCACACCAAAAGGUGUUCUGAAGCUCAUGAAUGUUGAAGGCUUGACCAUCUAUCAUGUGAAAAGCCAUCUGCAGAAAUAUAGAACAGCCAGGUACAAGCCGGAGUUGUCUGAAGGAACGUCAGAGAAGAAGACGUCUUCUAUUGAUGAGAUGGUCUCUAUGGAUAUUAAGAACAAGAGUUUGGGGUUCACUGAUGCAUUAAAACUGCAAAUGGAAGUUCAAAAGCAACUUCAUGAACAACUCGAGAUCCAAAGAAACUUACAAUUACGAAUAGAAGAACAGGGAAAGUACCUUCAAAUGAUGUUCGAGCAACAAAGGAAGAUGGAAAACGAAAGGCAAAAACCGUCCUCUUCUAGUCUAGAUGACAACCCAACCGAAAAACCGAAGGCUUCAGAACGUGAUGAUCAAUGCAUAUCAGAUAAGGAUCCCAAAAACUCGACUGAAAAGAGCAGCCAGAAGUCAACCUCCCAAAUAGAAGUACAAGAUGUUAACAAAACUAAUAUCGAUAGCCGAUGUAGUCCGCGCCCUAACAAACGUGCCAGACCCGAUGAGGCGACAAUGUCUUGAUUUGUAUCGCGUAAUUUUGGAUCUUGAUUUCUCUUCUUGCUGUUAAAGAUUUUAGGCUUCUGCACUUGGAGAUUGAUUCUGGAACUU
Molecule: messenger RNA, 2637 nt
Organism: Cynara cardunculus var. scolymus (artichoke)
Lineage: Eukaryota; Viridiplantae; Streptophyta; Magnoliopsida; Asterales; Asteraceae
Product: protein PHR1-LIKE 1-like
Exons: 8
Coding region: 1240-2550 (436 amino acids)
Molecular function (GO): DNA binding; DNA-binding transcription factor activity
Source: RefSeq, a predicted model, not a curated record